Messenger RNA from Hippocampus comes (tiger tail seahorse), 2163 nucleotides. It is a transcript of the gene vps45, whose product is annotated as vacuolar protein sorting 45 homolog. The record is from RefSeq and is a predicted model, not a curated record. Gene Ontology annotation, biological process: vesicle-mediated transport. Bases 206 to 1909 code for a protein of 567 amino acids. Lineage: Eukaryota; Metazoa; Chordata; Actinopteri; Syngnathiformes; Syngnathidae. The transcript is spliced from 15 exons.
UCAAAGGUCGACUUCCUCCCAAAGUGACGUUCACAAUGGCCGCCGUGUUGUUUUCAGCGUUUGUGGUUUGAGAAGAACCAGGAGGCUCCGCUGACUUCUUUGCCUGGUUUUCUUGGGUCCAUUUCCUGUCCGGGCCCGCUCCGCCGUGUCUUUCAGCGCGUCAUCUUGUCCUUCUUUUUGGUCGUCGUCGUUGCUGGUGGCCGCCAUGAACGUGACGCUGGCGGUGAAGCAGUACAUCUCCAAGAUGAUCGAGAGCAGUGGGGCCGGGAUGAAGGUGCUGCUCAUGGACAAGGAGACGACGAGUAUUGUGAGCGUGGUCUACACGCAGUCAGAGAUCCUGCAGAAGGAGGUCUACCUCUUUGAACGCAUCGACUCGCACAGCAGAGAAAGCAUGAAGCACUUGAAGGCCAUCUGCUUCCUGAGACCUACCAAGGAGAACGUGGAGCAUCUGAUCCAGGAGCUGAGAAGACCAAAAUACAGCGUCUACUUCAUCUACUUCAGCAACGUGAUCAGUAAAAGUGAAAUCAAAGCGUUAGCAGAGGCUGACGAACAAGAAGUGGUCGCCGAAGUACAGGAGUUUUAUGGCGAUUUCAUUGCCAUCAAUCCUCACGUGUUCUCCCUCAACCUGCAAGGUGUGGCCAAGGGGCGUAGCUGGGAGCCGUCCAUGUUGUGGCGCUGCACGCAGGGCCUGACGUCCGUCCUGCUGGCCUUGAAGAAGUGUCCCAUGAUCCGCUACCAGCUGUCCUCCGACAUGUCCAAGCGGCUGGCGGAGAGCGUCAAGCAAAUAAUCACCAAGGAGUACGAGCUGUUCGACUUCAGGAAGACGGAAGUUCCGCCCCUGCUGCUCAUCCUGGACCGUAGCGAUGACGCCAUCACACCUCUGCUCAACCAGUGGACGUACCAGGCCAUGGUGCACGAGCUGCUGGGCCUCAACAACAACCGCAUCGACUUGUCCAGGGUACCCGGGAUCAGCAAAGACCUGCGCGAGGUGGUCCUGUCCGCCGAGAACGACGAGUUCUACGCCAACAACUUGUACUUGAACUUCGGUGAGAUCGGCACCAAUAUCAAGAACCUGAUGGAGGACUUCCAGAAGAAGAGACCCAAAGGCCAACAGAAGUUGGAGUCCAUCUCAGAUAUGAAGGCCUUCGUGGACAACUACCCCCAGUUCAAAAAGAUGUCGGGCACCGUGUCCAAGCACGUGACUGUGGUGGGCGAGCUGUCCCGCCUGGUGGCCGAGCGUCGGCUGAUGGAGGUGUCCGAGGUGGAGCAGGAACUGGCCUGCCAGAACGACCACAGCAGCGCGCAGCAGAACGUGCGUCGGCUGCUGCAGAACCCACGCGUGUCGGAGCUGGACGCAGUGCGCCUGGUGGCGCUCUACGCGCUGCGCUACGAGCGCCACAGCAGCAGCGUCCUGCCCGCGCUGCUGGAUGAGCUCGCCAGGAGGGGCGUGUCCGAGAGGCACCGCAAGAUGGUCCAGUGUGUGGUGGAGUACGGCGGCAAGAGGGUUCGAGGAAGUGACCUCAUCACACCGACAGACGCGGUGGCCAUCACCAAACAGUUCUUCAAAGGCCUCAAGGGCGUGGAGAACGUGUACGCUCAACAUCAGCCUCUUCUUCACGAUACGCUGGAUCAGCUGGUCAAAGGUCGCCUGAAGGACAGUCAGUUUCCAUAUCUGGGAGCGAGCACCCUCAGAGACAGGCCUCAGGACGUGGUGGUGUUUGUGAUCGGCGGAGCCACCUAUGAAGAAGCCCUGAGUGUCUACAACAUGAACCGCAACACUCCUGGCGUCCGCAUCGUGCUGGGAGGGAGCAGCAUGCUCAACACAAAGAGCUUCUUGGAGGAAGUGAUGUCAUCGACAAGUGGUGGUGAGCGGUCGCAGGGCGUCAGUCGCCACAGCAACAGACACUAAACACGCUUUGGACGCCGCGGCAACAUUCCUCCGUUCGUCGCGCGUGUCCCGUUUCCGACGUCCGCCUUCGCUUUGCCGUCGUGGAGCAGGAGGAAGUGUGAGGAAAGUCUGCGUGAAAUGUUCCUACACUGGAAAGCAGCAACACUUCUCAUCUAGUUUUGUCUUUGAAGUUUGUCUCUUUGUUCAACUGCUCGCAACAUGUAUGCCAAUCUUGUCCUUUAAACACCAAUAAAAGGAAAAAGUUGAAAUGCUGA